UGACCCAGUUUUUAGAGGCCUAGUUUAUCGAAGGUCAAUCUUGGAAAUAUAUAUUCAGUGCUACCUUUGAUCAAGGUGGACUACAGCUUUAGUGAGCAUUACUUAAUGCAAUAAAGUAGUAUGAUGAAGUGGCUAAAUAAAAAGUUAAUAAAUUAUGUUGCUAAGAGAGAAUGAAACUUAAUAACUUUCCAUUAUAACCUACAGGAUAUUGAAAUUUACGUCAUCAACAUGGCGUCUUCCAGUGCUAUCGCAUCCGAUGGUGGACUGCUCUCAAAACUGUUAUCAUUCAUAGAACAUUUUAAACCACGAGGGUUAUUAAUAAGCAAGGCCGGGGAACCAGGAUAUGCGCUGGCACAUCCCGAAGAAGUGAAAAUCAUCCAAGGACUACAGAGACACGAACUUAUUGCCAAAUUAAUACACAGUCUAAUUGGCGUUUCUGUGACACUGAUCGCCACAUAUUUUACUGUAAAAUGGUUGAAAAACGUAUUAGAUCCAACAAGUUCGGAUAAGGAAAAGGCUCUCCAGAAAGCAAAAGAUCUUAUGAAGAAAAUUGGAGUGAAGGAAACAGUGAAGUUAACAGAUUAUGAAUUAUGUGUGGCUGCCAACCUUGUGGAUUUGUGCAGCAUUGAGAUGGACUGGACAGAUAUUGGUGGUCUUCAAGAAGUAAAAGAAGAUAUUAGAGAAACAGUGAUUUUCCCUUUCAAGAGACAUGAUUUGGUGAUGGGGUCUAGUUUACUGAGAGCUCCAAAGGGUGUGCUGCUGUACGGGCCUCCAGGAUGUGGGAAGACUAUGGUUGCCAAAGCAAUGGCUAAAGAAGCAGGUGCAAGAUUCAUAAACCUCCAGAUCACAUCUCUGCUUGAUAAAUGGUAUGGAGAAUCACAGAAGCGUGCAGAAGCAGUGUUUUCUCUGGCCGUCAAGAUUCAACCAACCAUCAUUUUCAUUGAUGAAAUAGAUGCAUUUCUGAGGUCAAGAAACUCGAGUGAUCAUGAAGCUACAGCUCUAAUGAAAACCCAGUUUAUGACAUUAUGGGAUGGCUUGGUGACAGACCCUAACUGUAGGGUGAUGAUUAUUGGUGCCACAAACAGAGCCUCGGACGUAGAUCCUGCAAUAUUGAGGAGAAUGCCCAGCAUGUUUCAUAUUGCAAAACCUGGUCAAAACCAGAGGAAGCAUAUUCUGGAAAUCAUAUUGGCAGAUGAAGAGUUGGACUCUAGUGUAGACCUUACUGAAGUUGCCAAGCUUACCAAUGGCUUCUCUGGAAGUGACCUACGAGAACUCUGCAGGAAUGCUGCUCUAUACAGGAUUAAAGAAUACAUACAGGAAGAAAUUAGACGAGACGGAAUGGACAGUACCAGCACCUUCCCAGAUGAAAACGGUUCACCUAGUCUUCGUAGGAUCAGUAUGGCAGAUAUAGAAAAAUCACUGGAAAAGAUGACAAACUGCACUCAUAUUCAUGGAUUCCAACAGACAAACUUUCACUUAGAUUAAGAUCAACUGGUAAAUGUCUUUUUCUUACAUGAUGCUGUAAUAAGUAUUGUUCCCAAAAAAUUGUCUUCCUGAGUUUCUGUCAUAUUUAUGUAUGCUGAAAGCUAAAUUAUGAUUGUAAAUGUAAAUACCACAAAAUCUCUAAUAUCCAACCAUGUUGAUCUGCUGCGUUGUCAACUACACAAAAUUGACAAAAUUGAAAAAGAAAACUGAAUGUUGUUUACGUGUUUAAGUAAAAGCUGCGAGAACUCUGCAGAAAUGCUGCUCUAUAUAGGAUUAAAGACUACAUACAGGAAAAAAUUGGAAGAGAUGGAAUGGAUAGUACCAGGUAUGCUUUCCAGGAUGUAUACAUGUUGCCAUCACCUGAGUCUGUCUGUGUUUCCAGAGCAGAUGUCAAAGCCAUAUUCAUUUCUUGUUUUUUCCCAAAUGUUGCUGUUUUUGUUUCAAGCUCACUAGGAUUAUUCACUUGCCAAAAAAAAAAUAUAUUUCAUCAUUUUUGAAAAUGGACAUGCUCUUCUUGUUUUUUAGACUUUUUCCCUGAUAAAAAUUUUUAACUUGAUGGUUCAAAGUGCAAAUAAAUUUAUAUAUCUGUUUUUACUGCACCAGCAUAUACUGAGAAAAAUGUACAGUUUGACAGAUAUAUGUGAACAUAUACAAUAAACCGAAAUGAGUGUA
Lingula anatina is the source of this 2157-nucleotide messenger RNA. RefSeq names its product outer mitochondrial transmembrane helix translocase. Lineage: Eukaryota; Metazoa; Brachiopoda; Lingulata; Lingulida; Lingulidae. Gene Ontology annotation, cellular component: mitochondrial outer membrane. The record is from RefSeq and is a predicted model, not a curated record. Gene Ontology annotation, molecular function: ATP binding; ATP hydrolysis activity. Gene Ontology annotation, biological process: extraction of mislocalized protein from mitochondrial outer membrane.